Messenger RNA from Pongo pygmaeus (Bornean orangutan), 2102 nucleotides. It is a transcript of the gene ETNPPL, whose product is annotated as ethanolamine-phosphate phospho-lyase. The record is from RefSeq and is a predicted model, not a curated record. Gene Ontology annotation, cellular component: mitochondrion. Gene Ontology annotation, molecular function: ethanolamine-phosphate phospho-lyase activity; pyridoxal phosphate binding; transaminase activity. The transcript has 13 exons. Bases 174 to 1673 code for a protein of 499 amino acids. Lineage: Eukaryota; Metazoa; Chordata; Mammalia; Primates; Hominidae.
UGAUCCUAGCUAGUUGCUGCCACCGGUGACCUCCGACGCCCCGGGCAAGAGAACGCCACGAGGGAUAACGGGAGGAAGGCCGGGGCAGCCAAGGCAGUCCCAGGCUCGCGUAGGAGGCGCGCAGACCAGACAGGGGCAUCUUGCACCUUCGCGGCGCCCUGCACCCUGCCACCAUGUGCGAGCUGUACAGUAAGCGGGACACUCUGGCGCUGAGGAAGAAGCACAUAGGGACCUCAUGCAAAGUUUUCUUUGCGUCGGAUCCCAUCAAAAUAGUGAGAGCCCAGAGGCAGUACAUGUUUGAUGAGAACGGUGAACAGUACUUGGACUGCAUCAACAAUGUUGCCCAUGUGGGACACUGUCACCCAGGAGUGGUCAAAGCUGCCCUGAAACAGAUGGAACUGCUAAAUACAAAUUCUCGAUUCCUCCACGACAACAUUGUUGAGUAUGCCAAGCGCCUUUCAGCAACUCUGCCGGAGAAACUCUCUGUUUGUUAUUUUACAAAUUCAGGAUCAGAAGCCAACGACUUAGCCUUACGCCUGGCUCAGCAGUUCAGAGGCCACCAGGAUGUGAUCACUCUUGACCAUGCUUACCAUGGUCACCUAUCAUCCUUAAUUGAGAUUAGCCCAUAUAAGUUUCAGAAAGGAAAAGAUGUCAAAAAAGAAUUUGUACAUGUGGCACCAACUCCAGAUACUUACAGAGGAAAAUAUAGAGAAGACCAUGCAGACCCAGCCAGUGCUUAUGCAGAUGAAGUGAAGAAAAUCAUUGAAGAUGCUCAUAACAGUGGAAGGAAGAUUGCUGCCUUUAUUGCUGAAUCCAUGCAGAGUUGUGGCGGACAAAUAAUUCCUCCAGCAGGCUACUUCCAGAAAGUGGCAGAAUAUGUACAUGGUGCAGGGGGUGUGUUUAUAGCUGAUGAAGUUCAAGUGGGCUUUGGCCGAGUUGGGAAACAUUUCUGGAGCUUCCAAAUGUACGGUGAAGACUUUGUUCCAGACAUCGUCACAAUGGGAAAACCGAUGGGCAACGGCCACCCGGUGGCAUGUGUGGUAACAACCAAAGAAAUUGCAGAAGCCUUCAGCAGCUCUGGGAUGGAAUAUUUUAAUACGUAUGGAGGAAAUCCAGUAUCUUGUGCUGUUGGUUUGGCUGUCCUGGAUAUAAUUGAAAAUGAAGACCUUCAAGGAAAUGCCACGAGAGUAGGGAAUUAUCUCACUGAGUUACUGAAAAAACAGAAGGCUAAACACACUUUGAUAGGAGAUAUUAGGGGCAUUGGCCUUUUUAUCGGAAUUGAUUUAGUGAAGGACCAUCUGAAAAGGACCCCUGCCACAGCUGAAGCUCAGCACAUCAUCUACAAGAUGAAAGAAAAACGAGUGCUUCUCAGUGCCGAUGGACCUCAUAGAAAUGUACUUAAAAUAAAACCACCUAUGUGCUUCACUGAAGAAGAUGCAAAGUUUAUGGUGGACCAACUUGAUGGGAUUCUAACAGUUUUAGAAGAAGCCAUGGGAACCAAAACUGAAAGUGUGGCCUCUGAGAAUACUCCACACAAAACAAAGAUGCAGAAAGAAGCUCACGUAGAACUGCUUAGGGACAGCACCACUGACUCCAAAGAAAAUCCCAGCAGAAAGAGAAAUGGAAUGUGCACGGAUACACAUUCACUGCUCAGUAAGAGGCUCAAGACAUGAAUGAUUUGCAUUUUAAAGCAAGAUGCAAUGUCCAGAGUUAUAGAGAAUGAGUAGAUGUGUCUCAUCGGUUAAUAGCUCUACUGUACCUCUAAAGGUGGAAUUGUCAGUUUAGAUUCAUAAAUGAAAAGGUAAAUGAGUAAUCAGAAUAAACCAAGUGAUCAAACCACAUCAAGAUUAUUAGUUCAGACUCUAGCCUGUUAAUUUUCUUACUUGAAGUUUCUGAAGCUACCUGAUUUAUUCUAUUAAAUGUAAGCUUGCAAACUCAAAAUAAGUUGGCAGAUUUACCUCUCAUGUUUUAAUGUUUCAAAUUAGAGAGAAAAGUAUAACAGGUUCCUUCACUUUGGAGACUUAGUGCCUUAAAAUAUGUAUUCUAUAAUGAUUUCAUAUAUAAAAGUAUAUUUAUUGACUGUAAUAAAAUAAAAUAUGAUG